AUGUAUCCGUUAACUAACCGGCAUUUGGCAAAUGUUACACCUACGAUCAGGCGUAAUGAACCGUACGAAGUCUCGGGGAUCGAAUUUAACAGAUUUUUUGAUUUGUUUAAAAAAAUUCUGUUCCAAGUCAGCGAGGGUGGUCCGGUCCACGGCGGAUAUCGCAGCGAUUUUCGAGCGGUGCCGGGCUGCGCGGAAUUAGGGCUGCAGCCCCCUGGCGGUCGAGCAAAGGGUGGUAGCACUGACACCACGACCCAGAUCCGGGCCAUUGUGCACCGACGAAUUUGGACAAAUGAAGGAUUGUUGGAUGCUGUAGAGACAGUUCAAAAUGGCAAAAUGGGUAUAAAUGCGGGUAUUCCAGUUCUUAGGUUAAUGCAGAUGGAAGAAAAAACAGUGAUUACUCAAACAAAACUUUAG
Heterotrigona itama is the source of this 414-nucleotide messenger RNA. The record is from the annotation of a GenBank genome assembly. Lineage: Eukaryota; Metazoa; Arthropoda; Insecta; Hymenoptera; Apidae.